CGACGUGUUUUGAAACCCCCUCCCUUAGUCUUGUUUCCCUUCCUUACACUUCUCGUAUUAUACAUCACUAUCAUCAUGUCUGCAUCGCCUAACUCUGAAAACGUUGUCAUCAACCCUCCCACUGACGACGAAUCCCGUGAUCUUGCCAUGGAAUUCGCCCAGCGUAUGGUCGUCAACAGCAGCGGCGCCACCACUCCUUCCAAGCCCCAAAUCUCGCCCUCUGUCCAGAAGGAUUAUGCACUUUUGCGCGAUCCCGCAUACCACAACAAGCGUUUGGAACAGAUCCGUCAAAAGAAGGGUUAUAUCAUUGAUAUGGAUGGUGUCAUCUACCACGGUACCAAGCUUUUGCCUGGCGCAAAGGAAUUGGUCGACUUCUUGCACAAGAACAACAAGCGUUUCCUCUUCUUGACCAACAACUCGGCCCCCACUCCCCGUGAGUUGCAGCAGAAGCUUGGCCGUCUCGGCAUUGAGGUCACUGAGGACCACUUCUUCACUGCUGGUCAGGCUACCGCUGAGUUCUUGCACUCGCAGAUGCCCGAGGGUGGCACCUGCUACACCAUUGGUGAGCCCGGUCUCGCCUACGCUCUCUACGAAAAGGGCUUCUUCAUGAACGACCACAACCCCGACUACGUCGUCUUGGGUGAAGGUUCCUCAUACAACUACGAGCGCUUGACCAAGGCAGUGCAGUUGGUCGGCCAAGGUGCCAAAUUGAUUGCCACUAACCUCGAUGUCGAGAACUUGGACUCCAAGGGCAACAAGAUCCCUUCGUGCGGUGCUUUCGCUGCCUGCGUUGAAGUCAUCACCAAGACCAAGGCCUUCUUCUGUGGCAAGCCUUCUGCCUUGAUCAUGCGCUACGCUCAGCGUGUCUUGGGUCUCAGCCGUUCUGAGACGUGUAUCAUCGGUGACCGUAUGGAUACCGACAUUGCUGCUGGUAUCAGCUCCGAAAUCGACCCCGUCUUGGUCUUGUCUGGUGUCACUGCCAUGGAGGAUCUCUCCCAGUUCGCUUACCGUCCCUACGUCAUCUUGGGUGGUGUCUACGAAAUCCCCAACGACGAUUCUAAGCACACCAUUUCCGUUCAAGAAAUGGAGGAUGCUAGCCGUCGCGCUUCCUACCUUUAAAUUAGUUCCCUAAUCAUAUGUUUAGAAAAAAAAGUUCAUCUCCCUUUUUACCAUUUCACAAAGCACAGUAUCUCCUUACCUCCCAUACAUCCUCCUCAUCUAUUCGCACUUGUAUAUAUAGCUUACAUCUCAUUUAAACAAUGAAGCAUACCGUUUUAUAUGAGUGAUUUUUC
Molecule: messenger RNA, 1292 nt
Organism: Zychaea mexicana
Lineage: Eukaryota; Fungi; Mucoromycota; Mucoromycetes; Mucorales; Lichtheimiaceae
Product: HAD-like domain-containing protein
Exons: 3
Coding region: 76-1119 (347 amino acids)
Molecular function (GO): phosphatase activity
Source: RefSeq, a predicted model, not a curated record